Vombatus ursinus (common wombat) is the source of this 6244-nucleotide messenger RNA. It is a transcript of the gene SETD7, whose product is annotated as SET domain containing 7, histone lysine methyltransferase. Gene Ontology annotation, molecular function: protein binding; histone H3K4 monomethyltransferase activity. The coding region runs from base 166 to 1263 and encodes 365 amino acids. Lineage: Eukaryota; Metazoa; Chordata; Mammalia; Diprotodontia; Vombatidae. The record is from RefSeq and is a predicted model, not a curated record. The transcript is spliced from 8 exons. Gene Ontology annotation, cellular component: chromosome. Gene Ontology annotation, biological process: regulation of DNA-templated transcription.
UGAGCAGCCGCCGCGGCUCCGGGCUCGCUAAGGAGCAGUAGGAAAAGGGGGAGAAGGGAAGAAAGGAAGCAGCAGCGGCAGCUGAGCGGCCGCUCUCGGUCCCCGGCCCCCGACCCCCAGCCAGGAGGAGAGCCUGUGCUGGGCUGGGCUGCGCUCUCCGCCGCCAUGGAUAGCGACGACGAGAUGGUGGAGGAGGCGGUGGAAGGACAUCUGGAUGAUGAUGGGUUACCACAUGGCCUCUGCACAGUCACCUACUCCUCCACAGACAGAUUCGAGGGGCACUUUGUCCAUGGAGAAAAGAAUGGACGGGGAAAAUUUUUCUUCUUUGAUGGAAGCACACUGGAAGGAUUUUAUGUGGAUGAUGCCUUGCAGGGGCAGGGAGUGUAUACAUAUGAGGACGGAGGAGUAGUCAAGGGCACCUAUGCAGAUGGAGAACUGAAUGGACCUGCCCAGGAGUAUGACUCGGAUGGGAGACUGAUCUUCAAGGGACAAUAUAAAGAUAAUAUUCGGCAUGGAAUUUGCUGGAUAUAUUACCCAGAUGGAGGUACUCUGGUAGGUGAAGUUAAUGAAGAAGGAGAGAUGACUGGAGACAAGAUAGCCUAUGUCUACCCUGAUGGGAAGACCACAAUUUAUGGGAAAUUCAUAGAUGGAGAGUUGAUAGAAGGAAAAUUGGCUAACAUGUCAAUUGAGGAAGGAAAACCCUACUUUGAACUGGUACCAGGAAGCUCUGUCUACCAUUUUGAUAAGUCGACUCCAUCCUGCAUUUCUACAAAUCCCCUUCUUCCUGAUCCUUACGAGUCAGAGAGGGUUUAUGUUGCUGAAUCACACAUUCCCAAUGCUGGAGAAGGACUGUUUUCUAAAGUAGCAGUGGGACCUAACACAGUUAUAUCAUUUUAUAAUGGUAUCCGAAUUACACACCAAGAAGUGGAUGACAGAGACUGGGACCUUAAUGGAAACACACUCUCUCUUGAUGAUGAAACGGUCAUCGAUGUGCCUGAGCCCUACAACCACACAUCCAAGUACUGUGCCUCCCUGGGACACAAGGCCAAUCACUCCUUUACUCCGAACUGCAUCUAUGACGUGUUUGCACAUCCACGUUUCGGGCCCAUCAAAUGUAUCCGCACCAAACAAGCAGUGGAGAGAGAUGAGGAGCUCACUGUCGCCUACGGAUAUGAUCAUAACCCUCCUGGAAAGAGUAUGCCCGAAGCCCCAGAGUGGUAUCAGAUGGAACUGAAGGUCUUCCAGGCUGCCCAGGAGAAGUGAAAUACAAACUCGGCUCUUUGGUUUAUUGACCUGGAGUAGAAAUUUGGAUCUAUGCACUACGUUUAUACUGAAACUGGAUAACCAGGGACUGCUCAUGCUGUUACAUCAUAUCCUCUCACUCUGUGUUAGCAAUGAGUUUCUUGCAUACUAACUAGUUUUGACUCUAUUACUCAUGCUAGGUUUAAAAUUAGCUAGCGUUACAACAACACCUGAUUGGGAGGUAUUAUUUAAUAUUUUGCCUAAAACAGCGUGAUGUCCUUUGGGUAUUUAGAAUCUAAGUCUGCACCAUAUUCAGAGAUGCCAAAUGAUUUGACUGAAAAAAGGGAAAUGGGGUAUUUUGGUCUUUUUUGUUCUUUUUUUUUUUUUUUAGUUAGUGGCUUUCCAUGAUGCUAUUUCUAUGGCCAAUGUUAAUGGUGUGAUUACACUUUUGCAUACAUGCCACAGUGGAGGUUAGAGGAUUAUUAAACUUAAAUAUUCUCUAAACAUAGCAUAAUUUGCCUUUUAACCUUUGAUCUGUAUCUUUGCAAUAGAAUGACUUUGUUUUUCCUAGUGUACAGAAGAAGCCUGGUUUUUUUGAGUCAUUUCCCCCUUUCUUAGAAAUCUCCUGCAAGGGAAAAACCUUUCUAAUGGAUUUUGUGUGAGUGGCUAUGUAUAGAUCUCUAUGGCGCUCUCUCUAUAUCUAUCUAUCUAUCUAUAUCAUUGUUUCCUUGUUACAUCCUGAUAUAAAUAACUGGUUCUAGGAGCCAGUGUAUUUUAUAGAAUUAAUAUCCUUGCAUGAAAAUGAAGAGCUCUUUGCUUUAAGACAAAAAGAAGAAGGGGUUGGAUUUACUUGCAUCAAACCAUGGAAGAUUUGUAAUAUUCAUAUUCAGAAAGAAAGAGGAGGGAGGAAUUAACACCUGGAGGCAGCAAUCUGGGGCCAUGACAAUGCUGUCUUCCUCCCCUCAUGGGCCCUACAAUAACUUAGAUUUACAUAACAUGAGAUAUUUAAAGAGCAGUCUUGUUUGGGGCAUAGUAUAUUGAAUGCCAUGUUCAAAAACCAACCCUGAGUCCCCAUGUAGAAUGCAAAAAGGGUUAGGGAUUUGCUCUUUAAUCAAAAUAAUUAUGGCGCAAACUUUGAUCUUUAGGAUCAGAAUAGAAUCUUAAGGCAAAAGCUCUUCACCAUUGUGUUUGCAAAUUACUUACCUGUUUCAAAGCAUUGUACUAGUUGUGAAUCAAAAAUAAUACAUUAUAGUCAAAGCAAAUAGCAUUUCAGCCACUCUGCAAGCCAUAUAUAUUCAAAAAAAAUUGCAGAAACAAACAAAAAAAAACCUCUAUGUAAGGUAGCUAUUUAGGUCUAUACUAUGACUUGGAUUGCUCUGAAUGGAUUUAUAGGUUUGGGGGAUUUUGGUUUGUUUUUCAACUGCUUAAACACAGCUAAAGCUUAGCAAUAUCUGCUUCAGACUGCUUGGGCCAUGCCAGCAUUUCAUUUGACAUAGGUCUCUAGGGCAGCGGUGCUUCUAAUUUGCAAAGUGUCAUUGGUGGAAACUGACACCCAACUAGUCAGCUUAGGCAUCUAGUUUAGAUAGAUAAAGAUUUCUGAGUUGUAUCAGAGAGGGAGCUAUUUGUUGAUUGGAAGAUGGCAGGGGUAUGUGGUGAAUAAAGAGGUGAAAUCAGCAUUUGCUAUUUCAAAUCAAAUCUUAGGUUACUCAUCAUCGUAUGCACCACUACAUAUUACUGGACUUGAUUGAAGGCCCUGAGCCUUUGGUUCAGUUCUCUGGCCACAGAGCUUGCUCUGUGCGGGUUUUGCUGUCAAGGCUUAUGCAGAGGCAGCCUCUCCCCUCCCCACCAUCUGUGCCGCCAUGCUUCCCAGGGUGCUCAUCCUGAGCUAGGGCUGUUAACACAAGACCCCAUGGUUCCUGAGCUCAGUCAGACCCAGGUGGUUCUCACUAUUUUACUAAUAGAUGUGGCCAUUCCAAGACCCGGUAUUUAUUGAGAGAGUGAAUAUGAUGCUUUUGCACUGGGGAGAGGUGGCAAUGGUGAAUGAAUCCUCCUCUGCACUGCCAUAGAUCAGCCAUGAAGAAGAAUGAGUAAGCUGCAUAUCUUUCUGAUCAACAAACACCAAGGAAGAGGGUGAGAAUGACCACCACUUUGGGGAAAUACCCCAUUCCAUAAACUGUGAUAGAGGGGACAGUGUUUCUUGGACUUACACACUGGUUGUCCUCAUGGUGCUUAGGUUUUUAUAUAAGUGAAUGUUUUUGAAGGUGAGUGAUCUUUUUUUCUGGGCAGUUAGCAAAAGAAAAAUGGAUUUAGUUAUCCCAGUCAUUUGAAUCACAGAAUUAUGAACAAUCUAGGACAGGGCAGAGGAACUUCUAGCCAGGGAGGGUAGUUCUAGCCAUUGAUUUGAUGGUUGCAUUCCUCAGGGUGAUGUUGCCUUGGUCAUUGAUACUCCAAGUGAUAAUUUCUCCCCCAGUGGAUUCCUUGGGGUAAGCCAUUUGGAAUGGAGCCUCUAAAGGGUAAAGGAUUAGAGUAAGUGACAAGCUGUGAAAAGUGUGUAGUAUAAUGGAAAGAGCACUGGAUCUUGAGUCAGGAGACAUGGAUUCAAAUCCUGACCCUGCUAUUUACUAUUUGUGUGACCUCAGGAAGGUACUUAAUUUUUCUGAGCCUCAGUUUCCUCAUCUAUUUAACAAAGGGGUGGAAUUAGUUGAUCUCUCUAAGGUCUCUUCCAUCUCCACAUCUGAUAGGUGACCGCACUCCAAAGCUAAUAUUCUGAAUCAAUCAUUGUGAUCUGAUGCUCACCUGAAAACUGACCAUCUCCCUGGCCCUAUCUCCUUCUCUCUCCCUCUGUCUCCUUACCUCUGUCUCUGUCUUCCAGGAGAGUUUAAGAGAGAUAGAUUUGUAGGUUUGGAAGGGACCUCAUUACAGAUGAAGACCAAGACACAAAGUGACUUGCUCAAAGUCUCAGAGCUCAAGGUCCCAGAGACAAGUAGCAGAAGCAAGAUUUUGACCCUUGGUCUUCUGUCUCCAUCCCCUGUGCACUUUGUCCUACAUACAUAGCCUGUCUUGCCCACUGGCUCUUCCUUUCUCCUUUCCCCCUCUUCUUUAUUCUCUCUCUUUUUUGCAUCAUAUCACAUAUGUACAAAGCUGGGACAAGGCAUUUAGGUGCUCUUGGUGGGGUUUGAAAAUUAGAUGUUUCCCCUGACUUUUCCUGUCUAGAAAAGGGACAGGAAAACCUCCUUCACUGAAACAAAUACAACUCCAAAAAAUAAAACCUACAUGCCAUGGAGAAUGGAACUUUAUGGCAUUAAAAAACAUGUGCAUUUGUAAAAUAUGAUAUCCCCAAAGUCCCUAAUUACAACCCCUACAUGUUCACAUCCUGGGUGACCACCUAACUUGCCUACCUUUGCUCCCAUCUCUGUGCAUGUGCAUGCAGUAUACAUCCAUCAGUUUCCCUCUGCUUCCUCAUUCCUUUCUGCUGUCUUUCCUUCUUUUUGUCUCCCUUUCCCUUUCUCUCUCUCCCUUGUUGCCUUUUCCACUAAACUAGACUUACUGGAUACUAUUUCAUAUUCCUUGUUUUUCCACUUUAACACCGGUGAGUCAAAAAUUGUAUUUUGUUGCUUUGGAUAAGCUGUGGGAGGUUUAUUGGUGGCCCUUGUGGGUGAAGGGAGAGAGAGGAAGAUACCCCCAGCCCUCGCCUAAGUUUAUGUGAAAUGUGUUCAUCUGUAUCACUAUUUAUUGCGUGAACAGUCUCCUUCUGAGAGCACUCUGGAAGAAUAUGAGUCUAGUUUCUAAUGGACAGAUGUUUGGGGUCAGUCUUGAUGGUGCCAUAUAGAACAUAAGGGGUUGCUGACCUUUGUGUUAGCCAGGCUAUAUCAUUGACACUUCUCAGUGGCUUUGCUCAUUCUGCUGCUAAAGGCUUUUGGUGCUGAUUGUUGGCAAAUGUGGAAUGGCUACCUAAAGACGAUUCUGUCCAUACUGACUCUUCACCCCGCUAUUUCUUUCAGCGUUGUAGUAGAUGGAGCUUCUUGCCUCGUUUUUUCCAAUCUGGUCCCCCAGCCCCCAGUCUAUUCUAUGGGAUUUAGUUUAGAGGCUGGACCUCACAGAAGAAAAACAACUUCCACAACAGCCUAGCAGUGAGCAUGGAGGGUCUUACAUUUUAAGCAUUGGUUUUUGAGGUUUUUGUUAAGUCUUCCUUGGAGGCAAAAACUCUGCAAACAAGGCCUAGCCCUGGUUCCCUGUCUUCCAAUCUGAUUUUUACAUUCUUUUGGGGCUCUUUAAUCCAAGGAACUUGGGAUCUUUUAGUCAUUCUUAGACUUGGAGACUAGGCAUCUAUAAAAGUGCAGGUUUUUGCCCCAAAUCUGGAUUGGAUUUCAUGCUUUCUGUAUGUAGGUGAAGAAGUUGAGGGUGUAGAGGUUCCCAGGAAAGAAUGAGUGUUCCAGGCCUCGCUUCUUCCUUUAGUUAUCUCAUCUCCAUGUAUGCCCUCACUGAAUCUGGGCACACACGCGUGAAUGUGGUGAGGGGUGGGGAGGAGAGCAAGGGAAGAACUUGGCCUUUGCUUGUACCAGAAGCAUAAUAAAGGGAAGAACCUUGGAAUGCACAGGGAUGACAUGGAAGAGAGUGGAUAAGGAAGAAAGCUGGAUCACAUUCCUUCCCUAGUGUCAUCGAGGCGAGGAUUUCAAAGAUUGAAGGUGAAGGGCCCAAAAGGGCAUCUUCUUCAUGUUGACAAAAACACCUUGAGAGCUGGUGCAUGCUUAGUUGUGGACUAGCCUCAAGGAGCUUUUGUCACUAGGGGUCUCAGCCUGACUCUUUCGCAUGCUUCUCUGUUUUCUCAGCAUCUUCUCAAACCUUGGUGAAGCAGGAGCUUUGAUAAGCAUUCAGUCAGAACUGAUCCAUAGAAUCUUAUCCCUGAAUGGCGUUUGAGUUGGGAAGGAAGAGCUUUCUUCAUAGAAAGAUCCCAGAUGAAAGGAACAGAUUAGGACUUGAGUUCUGUUUUGUUUUGUUUUGU